Messenger RNA from Pecten maximus, 3914 nucleotides. Its product is annotated as methionine aminopeptidase 1-like. The record is from RefSeq and is a predicted model, not a curated record. Bases 12 to 1148 code for a protein of 378 amino acids. Lineage: Eukaryota; Metazoa; Mollusca; Bivalvia; Pectinida; Pectinidae. Gene Ontology annotation, biological process: proteolysis. The transcript has 13 exons. Gene Ontology annotation, molecular function: metalloaminopeptidase activity.
UCUGUGAUAAAAUGGCGGCGCCCAUGGUAGCACGAUUGUGUGAAACGCCAGGCUGUAGUAAAGAUGCCAAAUUACAGUGUCCAACUUGUAUUAAGCUUGGGGUUCCAGGAUCAUUCUUUUGUGCACAGGACUGUUUCAAGGCUUUUUGGUCUGAACACAAGAAAAUUCACAAGUUGGUCAAAGGGAAUGAUAAGCAGUCAUCAGACCAAUAUAAUCCAUGGCCAGGCUUCAAAUAUACAGGGCUGGUGCGGGCAGCCAAGGUGACACCCAGAAGGAUUGUUCCUGACCACAUACCAAGGCCAGACUAUGCUGACCAUCCAGAAGGUGUGCCAAUAUCGGAAAGACAGAUGAGAGGGACAACUAACAUAAAGGUUUUGUCAGACGAGGAACAAGAGGGACUCAGAGUCGCUUGUAAGCUUGGUCGAGAGGUCCUCGAUAUAGGGGCAGCAGCCAUAGGUGUAGGAGUUACAACAGAAGAGAUCGACAGACUUGUCCAUGAGGCCUGUGUGGAUCGAGAAUGUUAUCCUUCUCCCUUAAAUUACUACGAAUUCCCAAAGUCCUGUUGCACGUCUGUAAAUGAAGUGAUAUGUCACGGUAUUCCAGACAUGAGACCUCUAGAGGAUGGCGACAUAGUGAAUAUUGAUAUUACAACUUUCCACCGUGGAUUCCAUGGGGAUUUGAACGAAACCUUUUUUGUUGGCAAUGUGAAUGAAGGAAGUAAAUCUUUGGUGAAGACAACUUAUGAAUGUCUGAAAUUUGCUAUUGAUGAAGUAAAACCUGGUGUACGUUAUAGAGAGAUGGGUAACAUAAUACAGAAACAUGCCCAGGCCCAUGGCUACUCUGUAGUGCGGAGCUACUGUGGACAUGGCAUUCACCAACUUUUCCACACAGCUCCAAGUGUACCACAUUAUGCCAAAAACAAAGCAAUCGGUGUGAUGAAGCCAGGGCAUACAUUUACGAUAGAACCCAUGAUCUCUGAAGGAACAUGGAGAGAUGAGAUGUGGCCCGAUAACUGGACAGCAGUCACUCAGGAUGGGAAGAGGUCAGCCCAGUUUGAGCAGACAUUACUUGUCACAGAUAUAGGUUGUGAGAUUCUCACACGGCGUAGGGAUAAUGAUGGACAACCACACUUUAUGGACAAAAUGUGAUGGUGAUGUGUCCGUGAUGUACCUACAGUAAACAUUAUCAUACAACUUCUACAAGUAUGGGGUAUCAGAUUAACACUGAGCCAGUACCUGUGCAAGUGAUAUCAAAUAAUUGAUGAAAUGUUUAUGUUUUAUAUUCAUUUUUGAUGUUAAAGAAAUGCUACAGUUGGUCAAGUCGCUGUUCAUUUAUGUAAAGUUUGACCACACGAGAUUAACUCAAGCCUACGUUCCCCACUCCAGAUUUCAAAUCGCUUGAAUUGUCCAAUGGCAAAUAACCAGAUUACUACCAUAGGCAUCUUACUGCAUAUAAUACACAUAAAAACAAACUAUGAUAUGUUUUACUUCUGUCGGCUUUGAUGGUUUAAUGUCAUAAUAAAUCUGAUCAGUGCUGUAGCUUUUGUUUUGUUGUGCAUGUGUGUACCAUAUCAUUUAGUCCUGUAGAGAUCUGUAACACACUUGUUUUUGCUGCAGACCCGUCACUGUGUAAGUGCCAUUUAAACUCUGCAAAACUUCAAAGCAUUAAUUUUAGUACAACUUUGAUAUCAUAUUGAUAUGUUUUGAUUUGUUUUGUUUUGUAUUUAUAUUAUUUCUCCUCACAAGUAGACAGUUAUGAAGUUAUAAACAUAUUGAGUAACAUUGUGGAGAGUUCUGAAUAUGUUUGUGUUUAGAAUGGCCAAGUGUUAGACAUGUGGUAGCCUGCUGUGGGGUGUCAUUAAGCAAGAUUGUAUAAAAUAGAAACAGAGUUAUUAACAACAAAUAUGAGUCAAGUUUUACCAACUGAUCAUAAUCACUGUUAUUGGCUCCAAUAGAAGUGGGCCUUAAAGGGCAAGGAAACAUACAAACUUAGAAUUAACUUUCACAGACCAGGUGAUCUCAUACCUUUUCAUGUCUGAUUUGGGAAUCGAUCCGAGGUCACCCUGGAAAAUGGAUCUGAGGUCAUCAUUGGAAAAGGCACGUGUAACAUUCACUAUACCACCUUGAUUGAUAACAAGAAAAUUUUCUUUUUCUUUGAUAUGAAAUCUCAAAGGAGCCUAUAGAUUAUAAUUCAAAUGAACUCACCAUAGCGUGGCAUUGUAAACUCGCUACAAUAUGGCAUUGUUACUUAACUCGCCAAAAUAUGCAGUUGUUACUAAAAUCAAGCUUUAGGUAGAAAACUCGCUAUAUCUAGCAGAAUUAUCUAAUAAAGGAGACUUUCUUGGUAUGGUUUAUCAGUCCCUUGCUUUGGAACUAUUUCUGAAUGUAUCGAAUCACAAGAUCUGAUGAAAUUAUAUUUUGCAUGUGAUAAGAAAUGUUUAUAUUUGUGCAUUAUAGUGUAUCUGUACUGGGUGUGACUGUACUGGUAAUGCUAGCACAUAUCCUUUGGAUCUUGGUCUAAAUGUUUUUGACUGCUGAUGUACUGUGUUGCUGAAUGUCCUUGUAUAAGUAUCAUUGCCCAUUAGAGGUCUGAAUGUACGUAUCAUAAAUGUACAAAUGUACAAUUCAUUUUAAGGGUGUGUACUACCUUAUUGUAGAUUUGUAUCAAUUCAUACAAUGUAUAAGUGUACAAUUUAUCUUAAGGAGAUAUACUACUAUGUAUAAUUGGAAAUUCUAUCUUAAGGAUGUAUACUACCUUAUUUUUUUAAUUGGAUCAGACAAUGUAUAAUUGUACACUUUAUCUUAAGAGUGUAUACUACUAUAGAUAUAUAUCAGACAAUGUAUAAUUGUAUACUUUAUCUUAAGGGUGUAUACUACUAUAGAUAUAUAUCAUACAAUGUAUAAUUGUACACUUUAUCUUAAGAGUGUAUACUACUAUAGAUAUAUAUCAUACAAUGUAUAAUUGUAUACUUUAUCUUAAGGGUGUAUACUACUAUAGAUAUAUAUCAUACAAUGUAUAAUUGUACACUUUAUCUUAAGGGUGUAUACUGCCUUAUUGUACAUUUGUGCAUUUCAUUUCAAAGACAAUAAGAAACCAUUAAUAACUGUUGUGAGUGAAAACUUGGUAUUUUCUAUGUUAUAGUGAAAAAAUGGUACAGUACCUGUACAUAUACCUAUACAAUGUAUAUCUAUUAUUUUGGUCAUCCUGGUGUGUUUUUAAAAUAAAAUGUUAUUGGAGGUAACUUUCAUACAAAUAUACAUACAUGUAUGUUUAAACUAAUUGAAGAGCAUAACUUUUUGUUAACAAUGUAUUUUAUAUGCUAUACUAAACAUCGUUUACUGAUUGGUGUGUUAUUUAAAUCUCCCUUCGUCUGUGGUCUGUCAUCACUCCAUCUGUUCAUCGUUUGUACGUAAACUGUCCUUGUUACGCUAUAUCUCAGAGAGUACACCAUGGAUCUUUCUCAAAUUUCAUAUGUAGGUUCCAUUUGGUCCCUAGUUGUACAUAUUCCAUUAUGAGACUGAAAAAAAAUCAGUCUUACACGUACCAAAUAAAGUUUAUUCAAUGAUAGGCGCCAAGAUGCCUCUGGGAUCUCUCGUUAAUGAUGCAGAGUAAUGGUAAUUAGUGCUGGUAAUUUAUGUUUCCCGAUUUGAUCAUGUUCUCUUGGAGUUUUAUACUUGAUUGUUCUAAUGGCUUUACCUUAUUGUUCCUUUUCCAUUGUGACAUCACAGCAUUGUGUUUUGCAUACAUGUACCUCUAAUGGAUUCUGCAGUGAGUGAUACACAUGUGACGGGUUGGAUAAUCAAUUGCCCAGUACAAUUGCUAGGAGUGUAUGAUACAGUAUGAUACAUUUUAAAGAUUUAAGGGUUUUUUCCUUAAAUCAUUGGAAGUCUAUUAAAUCUUUCACUUGCAAAAAA